Molecule: messenger RNA, 3086 nt
Organism: Diorhabda sublineata
Lineage: Eukaryota; Metazoa; Arthropoda; Insecta; Coleoptera; Chrysomelidae
Product: facilitated trehalose transporter Tret1-like
Exons: 3
Coding region: 39-1436 (465 amino acids)
Biological process (GO): transmembrane transport
Cellular component (GO): membrane
Molecular function (GO): transmembrane transporter activity
Source: RefSeq, a predicted model, not a curated record
AAAUUCAUUCAAUGUAUGACCGUGACGGUUAAAAGAUAAUGAAAGAAGUUAUCGAAGGUUCUAAAUUCAAAUCGAGGAUUUAUCAAUAUAUUGCUGCAGUCGCUGCAAAUUUAGGAAUUUUAUCAAUCGGACUACAUUAUGGUUGGCCUUCAGCUGCACUUCCAAUUCUCGUUAGCGGAAAAUAUAGUUUCACUCUUACUAAUGAUGAAGCCUCCUGGUUAGUUGCUGUAAUUCCAAUGACUUCUUUAAUCGGUGACGUCUUAGCAGCCUACACGAUCAACAAGUGUGGAAGAAAAAAGCUGAUACUUUUCUCCUCAAUACCAAUGACUAUAUCUUGGAUAUUGAUAGCAGUGGCUGACUCAAAGACGAAUCUCUUUGUUAGCAGAGUUAUUGCAGGUACAAUCGACGGCCUUCUCUUCACUGUAGUCCCUCCGUAUUUAGCAGAAAUAUCGGAACCUGACAUUAGAGGUUUUUUGGGUGGGACUUUCAUGUCAACUUUGGCGUUUGGACUUUUGCUAGAAAAUAUAAUGUUAUAUUUCAUGUCAAUACCGACGGCAGCGUACAUAUCAUCUAGCUUUACAGUUUUAACAUUAUUUUUCUUACCUUAUUUACCAGAAAGUCCUUAUUACUUUCUAUUGCAUAGAGAAGAAGUGAAAGCAAAGAAAAGUUUGAGGAAAUUUCGAAGGCGAUACGAUGUGAACGAAGAAAUCGAACGGAUGACAAAUGGAAUUGAGGAAGACGGAGAAGAAGGAAAUAUAUUAGAGUUAUUGCGUAACAAAACUUACAGAAAAUGUUUUUUAUUGUCACUACUUUUAACUUUAACUCAACAUCUUAGUGGAAUCAUGCCGAUACAGUCCUACGCGGAGACACUUUUUACAGAAACUAAAGACUUUCUAUCUCCUAGUACCGCAAAUAUAAUUUAUUACUUAAUUUUUUUCCUAUCGGCGAUCGUUUCUUUAAAUCUAGCUGACAGAACUGGGCGGAGACCUUUAGUGUUAUUCGCAGCUGGAAUCGCAGCUCUGUGUCUCCUAUCCAAUGGGAUAUUCUUAUAUUUAAAAACAGCUAAAAAAGUGGAUACCACCGGACUGGACUUUCUCCAAUUACUUUUCAUUUCUAUUUACACAACAGCUUAUUGUAGUGGACUACAUUUGAUGCCUGUAAUUAUUUCAACCGAAAUCUUCCCGUCAAAUAUGAAAGGACUAGCGUUAUGUAUGAUUAACAUCUGCUUUAGUUUCGCCUCCACUUCUUGCAUUAAACUCUUUGGUUGGUCUACUUCAUUCGGUAUUUACGUCCCGUUCUUUUUAUUUUCUUUCUGUGCCAUGGUAGGAUUUAUUCUUAUAUAUAAAUUUUUACCAGAAACCAAAUCGAAAACUAUGGAACAAAUACAAGUUGAACUGAGAGGUAGUGAUAGAAAAAUUAAUAGAUAUAGAGGUUAGUUUUCAUCAAAUCAUUUAUCUUAGACUUUUAAAUCAUCUUCUAUUAAAUAUAUUAGUUUCUUGAUACAUUCUUUGUUUUGCUAUUUGUUUAAUUAUGAGUGAAAGCACUAUAGUUUUCCGUGGAAAUAAAUAGUUUUUAUACAAAUACAUAGUUUUGAAACUUAAUAUUAAGAAUUUUAAAUUUGACGAUUAAUAUAUAUCAUAUAUUUGAGAUUAAUUUCACCAAAAUUUAAUGAAUUUUCUCUUAACUACGAACAAAAUAUAAUGAAGCUUUCUCAUGUCUCACUUUCAAAAACUGUCAAAAUUUAAAUUUAGUUAACAGACAUCCAAACAGUUUAUAUAUGUUAAAUGUACAAGAGAAAACCGCUUCUGAUAUUGAAGAAACUGAUGAUCCAUUUGUGCUGCUUUGACUAGAUGCUUCUAAAGGCGUCAAUAACGAAGCGGACUGAUAAUUUACAUAAUGAUCAUUAGGAGUAUUCAGAACUAGCAAACUGUAUAUUUUAUUAAAGUGUUUUAGUUUCAAUCUUCAGAUUUUAGGCUCACUCUAAGUAGACUUUAUUAGUGGUCAUGACUGUCCUAUAUUCUUCUAUAUUGAGGUUUUCAAAGUGGUUGUAUAAACAUAUUUUCAUGAUAGAUAACUUUUCGUGGGAGUUUGUCUGUACUUUUUAUUGAAAAUAUUCCCCACUUAAUAAUUAGAAAAAAGAACAAAAGUUUCAGAAGAAUGUCAUUGUUUAAAAUUGUACAUACAAGUAUAAAUAAAUUAUAAGUGUAGACCAAAGAGUAUGCUUCUUACAAGACUUCAAAUGGUAACGAUAAUAAUUUGUUUGAUGGCGAAUUAUGCUGGCAAAUUUACCAAGCUAGCAGGUGUGAUAUCUCUCACAUUAUGUUACAUUUGAGAAAGUUUAUUUUUCUAAAAUAACAAUUAUAAAAUAAAAUAAUGAACGUUUUCUUCUUCUUUCUAUACCUAGUCAUAAUAAUAAGGGUGAAGUGAGAUUAACGUUGGCAGAAAAGUGUUAUACUUGAUUAAACGCCCACAAUAUGAAUAAUAUUCUACACUACGUUGUUUUUUUAUAAUAUACAAUAAUAUUUUAAGGAUUAUGUAUUUUCUUAGUCUACUUUAACAUAAGCCGAGUGAAUGCAAAAUUGCGAGUUAUAAUAAUGUUUAUAAUAAUAGUAAGGUAAAAUGUGAAAAAAAGUAUGUUUUCUAUUGCCAAUAGUAUUAAAACAGAGCUGUAACUUCUAGUAUGACUUCAUAUUUAAAAAAAAACAUUUGUGUAUUAAACUUAUAUUUUAUAUGUCACGACGACGUUGUUUCAAUAUAGGCUUACAUACACAGGGUCGUACUAGUUUAAAAUUUUUUAAAAAAUGUCGCCUUACUUCACGUAGUUUUUUCUAAUCCUUAUUUCCAAUAAAAUAAGGUAAAGUGAUGUUAGUCCGAUCCUGUCUAUUUGUAACUCUCAUCAUUCUACAAUGAAAUCGUUGAACUUCAGAUAGAAAAACAAUAGGCUGAUUAUCUACUAUCAUUUAAAUUUACUUAACUAAUUAUACGUAUUUUAGUAGAUUUUAUGUUAGAGUUAUAUAUAUGGAAAUAUUAUGGAUGAGUCUAAUUUUAUAAACUUUGGUGCUGGACCUACACAACUACCAAAGCAG